CCCUUUAGAAAUGCCAUUGAGCUUCGGUGCGCCGAGGAUUUGUUGUCAUCUCCUUUCCCUCCAAAUUUAGUUUUUCUUCGAGUUUAGCUAAGUCAAAGUGACCGCAACAGCAGCCCAAGUAUGGUAACUAAUUGUUGACCACAACAACCAACGCACAGGAGAUGUCGAAUUAUUUUGGACAGACGACACCGUUUUUGCACUCAUACCAAACGAAGCCAAGUCCGACGGGCAGCACAUUUGAAACGGACGUCAAGUUUGAAAUGCAAUUUGAUGUGGACAACAUUCCCUCGACGAGCAACCAAGAAUUCCUCACGAAUUUCCCGCUGUCGCCCGUUUCAAGUUACAGCACUGCCGAUAGCAUUUCACCGGUGCAACAGCAGCAGCAGCAACCACAAAUGCAACAGCAAUUGCCACAACAGCAGCAGCAAAUGUAUCUGGGGAGCAGUCCAAGUCCAUCGUUUGGCUCCGAGAUGAAGUAUGAAGUGCCGCAAAUGCAAAUCGAUAGCAUUCCCACGACGUGCGUCCAAAAUAUUUGCACGGAUUUUUCAAUGUCGCCCGGAUCCAGUUACAGCACAACCGAUGGCAUUGCCCCCAUGAUGACGGUGCAACAACAACAACAGCAAUUCCAACAGCAACAACAACAGCUGCCAUUGCAAAACUGUCCCAACGAGCUGGAGAUGACGAAUGCUCUCAAUCACAUGACCAUGCAGGACAAUUCGUAUCCAUCCAAGAUGAUGCAGUUGUCCAAUCAAGUGCAUUCCAAAACCAGCUUCAACGGUGGCAGCUUCAUAGCCACGAAUUCGCAUGAUGUGCAAAUGAAUAACAACAACAAUGCCUUCAGUCCCAACAUGAACACCACAAACUUGUCUUUUUCACCACAGAAUUGUAUGCCAUAUGAAUUGAAUCCACAGCAAUCGCAGUCUCCUUCGCAGUUCCAACAAGUUCAAUAUCAGCAACAACAACAGCAGCAACUGAUGCAGCAAUCCCAGCAACAGCAGCAAUUACAGCAACAACAGCUGCAGCAACAUCAACAGCAACUUGCACAGCAACAACAGCAGCAUCAACAACAGCAACAACAACAGCAACUUGUGCAGCAGGAGGCUUUGGAUUUCCUUGGCGACUUGGGCUUUGAUAAUACCAACAUCACAGAAAGUGCAGAGAUACGUUAUAUUAAUGAUUUACAAAAAACAAUUGCUACUCUCGACAGCCAAUCGCCAACAUAAUGUGAUUACUUUAAAGGCAGAAGGAAUUGAAGAAGCCCAUAAAGUGUGUAUAUGAGCAUAUGAUCAGCGUUCACAGCAGAGACGAUAUAGACUGUCGAUCUACUUAUUAUGAACAACUCGAUCUCAGAGACUAUGAAAGCUAGCUGCUUAAUAUUUAAGCUACAGCUUAGUUGUUGUAAAGAACAAUGAAAAUUUAACUACGAUCGAACAAUAAACUUGAAAGUUAACAUGGAGAAACAUUUACAAACCCAAAAAUAUUAGAUAUUUCCGAAGAUAACAGACUUUGAUUUAAAAACGCGAUUGUACAAAUAAUUUUCACGUUUAGUUCUUGUUGUACGAACAGAGUAACUUGUUUUUUAAUUUAGAUCAUAGACUAUGUAUGUAUAUAAAGUAUGUUUUGUAUGUAAUUUAAGAGGCGAUUUUUUUGUUCUUUUGGCCAAUUAGUGGAGAGUGGCAAAUAGCUCGAAUCCCAUCAAAUAAAGUGAAAUUUGCAAAUCUUUUUUUUUGAAAUAUAAUAAACAAAAAACUUGAUCAAAAAAGAACAUUGCUGUAAAUAUUGUUGAAUUGUUUUUAUGUACUGUUUGCGAAGAGAAACUUUCCUUCCAAAUUUUGAUGAUACGAUGAAUGUAUAUAAAUAUGUUUUUAUAUGUAAUUAAUGAGGCCUUUGCUUCUUUUGGCUAAUUAGUUGUUAGGUUUGUAGCAAGUAACUCGGAAUCUCAUCUAAUAUUAUUGUACACUUCAACUGUAUUUGAUUUUUUGUUAACAUUCAAUAAAUGAAAUCCAAUUCUUCUUCUCGUGAUAAAUUUUGGGAAUGUGUGUAAAACAUAAGAAUACGAAUACGAAUAAUAAUAAUACUGUGUUUAA
Messenger RNA from Drosophila albomicans, 2087 nucleotides. Its product is annotated as GATA zinc finger domain-containing protein 10-like. The record is from RefSeq and is a predicted model, not a curated record. The transcript has 2 exons. The coding region runs from base 162 to 1223 and encodes 353 amino acids. Lineage: Eukaryota; Metazoa; Arthropoda; Insecta; Diptera; Drosophilidae.